Pseudophryne corroboree (corroboree frog) is the source of this 3503-nucleotide messenger RNA. RefSeq names its product peroxisomal biogenesis factor 10 (gene PEX10). NCBI's taxonomy places the organism in Eukaryota, Metazoa, Chordata, Amphibia, Anura, Myobatrachidae. The coding region runs from base 216 to 1184 and encodes 322 amino acids. The record is from RefSeq and is a predicted model, not a curated record. Gene Ontology annotation, cellular component: peroxisomal membrane. Gene Ontology annotation, biological process: protein import into peroxisome matrix. Gene Ontology annotation, molecular function: zinc ion binding. The transcript is spliced from 6 exons.
UUCCAGACAGUAGGCCGCACGAAGGGAGCAGUCUCUAUGGUAACGUUUAUCCGGCUGACACUUAGUCCCGCCUUCACGCUGACAGACGCAGGCUACACCCGGAAGUGUCACAGAGGCGUCCCGUACCGUUGCUGUAUUUCGUGCAACCGGGGAUCAGAGCGGCCUCGGGUUAUGAGGCAUAAAGGAUCCGGCGCCAGAGCGCUCCCCAUCUCGGCAUGGCCUUCUCUCCCGCCAACCAGCCUCAGCUUAUCCGCAGCAGCCAGAAGGAUGAGCAGUUCCAGGGCUGCCUGAAGGGCCAGGCGCAUGAGGCCUGCCAGGCUGUCGCUGGUGCAAAAAAGUGGCUGCAGUGGAGAAAAGAGAUUGAGCUGCUCUGUGAUCUGGCCUACUACACACUCACAACGUUUUCUGGUUACCAGACUCUUGGGGAAGAGUAUGUUAAUAUCGUCCAAGUGGAUUCAUCCAAGAGGAAAGUGCCAUCCUUGCUGCAGCGCUUUCUGCUCAUCUGCUGUCGCACGUUAUUCCCUUACCUACUGGAUAAGGAGCUAGUGCACCUGGAGCAAGAGCUUCAAAUUGAAAUAGAUGGAGUACGGGUAUCGCAUAGCAGCUCCCAUCGCCGCUCCAAGAUAUGGAAAUGGGUUCACAGAAAGAUAUCUGCUCUCACAGAGCAGCAGAAAAAGACUUUGGUGAAGGUGGUCUAUGCUGUCAGACAAAGUAUUACCUUUCUCAGAAGGUUUCAUCUGGCCACCUUCUAUAUGAAUGGAAUGUUCUAUCAUAUUGCCAAGCGUGUAACUGGAAUCACAUAUCUUCGUGUCCGGGGAUCAGUUGGGGACGACCGUCUUGUGCGUAGGAGUUACAGCCUCCUUGGUGCAGUGUCGCUCGUUCAUCUCAUGCUAUUGUUUUGUGUUCAGCUGUAUAAUUUUCAGCAGAAGCAGGAGGCCCAGCAGAAAUUUAAGCUCCAUCGAAGAAUGUCAUAUCAAAGGGCACCACCCCAUGAGAAAUCCUACCAGCGGACAGCAAAAUGCACAUUGUGCUUAGAACAGCGGAGGCACAGUACAGCGACACCUUGUGGUCACCUCUUUUGCUGGGAGUGCAUUACGGAGUGGUGUAAUUCCAAGGCUGAAUGCCCGUUAUGCAGAGAGAAAUUUCACCCCCAGAAACUGGUCUACCUGCGGCAUUACCGAUGAGGACUUUUCUGUAUGUCUCCCCGUGUCCGAGGGCUUCAUGAGGCGUCUACAUAAGCAGCUGCUUUACUGCACAUUUAGGGUUGAUGUGUUCUAACCCAUUCCAUGAAAGCACAAAUACUCCAUGCCAAACUCAGUUUGAUGUUUACAGGAUGUGUGCUGUCACAUUGUGCUUACUGGUAACUGUCACUUCAGCAAGUCCUGUUACAUAACGACUCCUGCCACAGGCAAUACAUCUACAUUUACUCUCAAAUACCAGAUCUGUAAUAUGAUCAUUUUAGAAUUCUGGAGUGAAUUUGUAAAUACUUUGGUUUAAAGCACAUUUGUUGUGGAAAUACCCCAGAUUAGCAGGUUAUCGGAGACUCAGAAGGGGUUGUGUGGUUCCCAUCUGUUUCAUACUUGAAGAUUGCAGUCUCCAUAUGUACUCAGAGCAACUAUACAAUACGCACAAGUGCAUCUGAAUAAUUUUAUAUAACAUAACUAUGUUUUUAUUGUUGUCAACUGGGCCUCCUACUGCCAUCUGCUGGCAGCUACAGGUCGCUGCUCCUUGCUAUGUAAACUAGGCCUGUCACUUUUCUGCUACAAGAAACUACAGCGUCUGUCAGGCCGUGGUCUUGCAGCCCCCACCCCUCCCAAGCUCGGGUGGUAUACAUAUUUCCUAAUAUACAGUAAUACCUGGCACCUGAAAAAGAUGUCCCAGGAUGCCCUACAAUUGUUCCAAAGGAGCUGUAAACAAUUUUGUUUCUACUAGCCAACUUUUUUCUUUUUCAGGUGCCAUGCUUAAAAUACUGAGUGCUCAAUCUGUUGUUUUUUAAUAUAUGUACCCAAAUAUUUGAGCUGCCCAUAUAAACAAAUAGCGCACAACACAUACUAAUGGGCCCUACAGACUUUGCGAUUCGCUGCCGAGCUGCCCGACUGGGGGGGCAGUGACGGGUGGAGUAAAGUUUCUUCACUCCCCCGUCACCCAGCUCCAUAGAAGUGCAGGCAAAUCUGGACGAUCUCAUCCAUAUUGGCCUGCAUGCACAAGCGACGGGGCCCCAGCGAUGAACGGGCGCGGGGCCGCGCAUCGUUCAUUGCUGGUGCCUCCACACGGAAAGAUAUGAACGGUAUAUCGUUCAUUAAUGGAGAUCGUUCAUAUCUUUCAGUAUUAUCGCCCAGUGUGUAGGGCCCAUAACUUAUGUGCAGCAACACAUCACAGACAUGGAGGGAGAUCCAGUUAUGAGCAACGCCAAAUAAUAGUUUCUAGUUCAAGUGCUUAAAUGAAAAAUAAAACACAAGUGAGCAGUUGACGGAUGUUGUAGAACUACAUAGCUCAGCAUGUCCUUAUCACAAUUUUUUUUGAGCAUAUCCUGUAAUUUUGUGUAGAGCCAGAAGAUGAGGUGGGAUGGGUUAGCCCUGCAUAUAGCUGUGCCGAGUAUCAAAAAAGCUGUGACCAGUGUUCAAAUGUGAAUCUUUAGCGCAGCUUCCUUUACCCUGCGACAGAGAAAUGAGAGCACAUUUCAUUGUCAGGAGCCUGUAAUGUAGCAAUGGAAGCUAAAGUGACAUAGUCUAGAGUAAGAGUAACCCUGUCCACCAUUGCUGUAGACCCUAUACUGGUUAUCUAAACACAGUGCCUCGUGCCUCAUCUGUGGUGGCGCCAGUACCUAGUGAAUUGAUAGGCUGUGUUCUUGUAUUGUUCCAGCCAACUGAAUGACUGCUUCCAUGGUGUGCAGGCAACAGUUUUACUCUCUCCACAAUAUCUUCCAUGCACAAAAGGAAUUCAGCUUUAGGUGGAAUAACAGUAGUUGAACUGAACCCAGUGUAUUGCUUACGUGGGGUCUGGUAUCACACUGAAGUGGGCAGCUGAUCUCUCCUCAUUCCACUGACCUGGUCAUUUCUGCAGUAUUGGAGGAAAGUAUCACAGAGCCAAAGCAAACAUCAGCUGGCCCACUGUAUUGGCUGAGAUACCAGCACCCAGGCUACUGCUAGAUUGGAAUUAAUUUAUGUACUAAAAUGCUCAUGUCCAACAUUACACAACACACUGAUGUCUAACCUGUCAUAAAAUAAUUUGUAUGUUCUGUAUUUCCCUGUGCAAAGAUCAUCAGCAACUGACUACUGCUUAUCUCUGACCAGGCAUUGCCAAAACUACUACUAACUUGCACCUAAUUGUAUUGUUCAUGUAAUGUUUGACAAAAAUGUUGAUUUGAGAAUACAUUUGAUUAAUAUAUACAGAAGUUUGGGAAAAUGUACUUAUUAAUCAAUAUUGUUUGUGUUAAAAAAAAAAAAAAGUUAAUUCAAUAACAUUUUGCUAUAAUGGAUUAAAUACUAUGUGUUUGAAUGAAA